This is a messenger RNA of Sinocyclocheilus grahami, 6407 nucleotides long. RefSeq names its product SHC-transforming protein 1-like. Gene Ontology annotation, biological process: cell surface receptor protein tyrosine kinase signaling pathway; intracellular signal transduction. Gene Ontology annotation, molecular function: receptor tyrosine kinase binding. Lineage: Eukaryota; Metazoa; Chordata; Actinopteri; Cypriniformes; Cyprinidae. Bases 5286 to 6407 code for a protein of 373 amino acids. Gene Ontology annotation, cellular component: plasma membrane. The record is from RefSeq and is a predicted model, not a curated record. The transcript has 8 exons.
AAUUUUCAUUUCAAGGUGAUCUAUAUCUUUAAAGUGUCCGAUUUAUAAAAAUAAAAUAAAAAAGGUAAUUAUGUGGAGGAUUGUGGAAUAUCAAGAGGAAGUAGACAGAAAUGACUAGCCCCCAACUUGCCUGCUCUUAAGUUACCAUGGGAAGAGCGUUGAGGGCAGACUUCAUGCUCCUCACCUGCUUUUUCUCUCCAUCCAUUGAUGCGCUUACUCUUUCUAUCAGCCACCAUCAUAAUUAUGUGCAUUAGAGAGAGAGGUGCUCAGCUGCUUGUGCAUGCAUGCACACUCUCAUAAAUGCAUAAAUGACUGACACUGCAACGAGAGAGCGAGAGAGGAAGGGAAGGAGGGGGCAGGAGUGCAGGGGGAAUCAGCACUAGCAUCAGUGAGAGAGAGCAAUAGACCAGACAGGGAGGAGAGUAGAAUAGAGGACAGUUGGCUACAUCGCUCCUCACACACAGACGGAGGUGGAGAGAGGAGAGGAUGAGACACUGUGGGGGAAGGAGAGGACAAAAGAAGACCGCCGUUCAUCACGCCAUUCCAAAGAAGUGAGGCUAGACAAGACUGACGCUGAACGAGGGAGCUGGCGUGACUUUGUGAUUUUGAAGAGAACAGAAGAAAAGGAUAAAAGAAAAGAGCGUGUUUUUGUCUUUCAGGGAGGGGGCUGAGCAAGAAAGCAAAUGAAGGAGAAGGAGGAGAAUUGUCUGGCACUGUUUAAAUAUUAACGUGAUUAUGAUUUUAACAUGGAGGUCGUUCGUUUUUACCUAAAAUGUGUCUCUCUCAUUCUCUUUUUAAUCCAAGGAUUUAGUGGAUGAAAUAACGCUCUUACUUUCUGCAGCAACUACACCGUGAGGACAAAAAAAAGCUCUUUAAAUUAUUUUACAUUGACUUUUUUAGAUUACAACUUACGAACUCUUGUAUUUUUAAUGUACAAAGUGAUGUCUGGUAUUGAAACAGUAUUUUUGGUGUUACUUAAGAGUAAUGCAGACAAAAAUCAGGUUUUUUAUGCAAACCUUUUAGAUGUCUUUAUUUGUAGUGUAUAAACAGGUGCUUUCAUAGAUAUCGGUAAAUAUUUAAUAGAUAUCAGGACUACUUUUUAGCUUUUGCUAGUUCUGCUGUCUUUAGGUGGAAGUGUGCAUGAGGCUGUCUAAAGAGAGUGUGUGUGUACUCGAGUAAUAUUUGAUUUUCUCAUUUGGACCGGUGCCACGACUGCGCUCUGUGCAUGUGUUCAGAUGUGUGUCUGGUUCUUUUUGAGUUUGGAUGUCAACACUGAUCACCGCUGUGGUGUUUGUGGCAGCAGCGGUUGAACUUUCCUGUCCUGUGCCAGCGCUCGCUGCACAACAUUGAUUCAUGCUGGCUCUGAGCUCUCGUGAUUGGACUGGGAGAGAGCCGACAGGUUUUGUGUUGGCGAAACUUGUCGGGCUUUGUUUGGGUUGUGUCACGACUCUGUCUCGCACGGUUUUUCCUCAGUCUGUUACCAUGGCAACGGGUUCAUUGGCAUGUUAAGUUCUCAAUGCUUUGUCUUUUGCAACUUCAGCGCUAGCGUGUUGCAGUGUCUCAAGUUAUGCUUUUAACCGGACUCUAUGUUCAGUGUCGCCAGUAUUAGGAAAGAGUCGUGCCUUCAGACCUUACGAGGGUUCAAGGUGCUCACUCUGAAUCUUUAGUUCAUUCGGCUAAUCUCUAAAUCAGAGUUGCCAUAUCCAACAUCGGACUUAUCUUUUCACUGACCAUCAAAAUCAUUGAUUUAUGAUGUUUUAUAUUGAAAUGGUGUAGUUAAACUCAGGUUUUUCCAUUUGUGCUGGAGCUCAACUGCACUAAUUCAACAUCUGAUUUACCUUUAGGACAAUGAGAUUAGCCAUUUCGGCUCACAUUAAUAAAAAUAUACAGUCUAGCCUAUUAACUACACCUGUGCUUGACAAUAGUCUCUCUAUGUGGUUGGUUUACUUGCCUUUGGUUUCACUUCAGACGAACAGGAACCUCUCAGCCUUUAGAUACAGUGCAGCCACUGUUGGGUUGGCAACUCGUUCACUCAUGUGUACUGGUUUCUGAAACAACCCAUCAUAUCAAAACAGGGAUUUUGCCAUAUUCCUAACCGACAGGUGCUACACCCAAGCUAGGUUACCAUAGUGUGUUAAACUGUUAUGAUAUUAUUUAAAUGUUUUUUUUUUUUAUAGUUUGAUUUCUACUUCUCUGUACAGGUUCUCCUAAACACUGUGCUAUUUCUGUGCCAUUUUGUGUUGAGUCUGUUGACGUCUAUAAAGUCCAUGACACGAUGAACGACUCUGUAAUACAGCCAAGUCUGGGACACUUCUGUGUAAGUGUAUAAUAAAUAAAAUGAGCAAAGCUGUUUGGACUAUACUGAAUACAGUAAGCUCUGCAGCACUAAACUACUGGUUCUGUGCCAUGUCGUCUUGAUACGGUUUAUGAACUUCUCAUCUCGUAACUUACUGCGCUUUGUCAACCAGGUCUGAGUGGUUCUCUUUACAGGUCCUCUGUGAGGAAUCUCUCCAUAAGAAUGGCCCAAUAGCACCACUAAUGUGGCGCUUUGUAGAUGCAGUGGAGUGCACAUAAAUCCCUCUGGUCUCUCGGGUCUUUUCGCACUCCAACCGAGAUAAUAGGGCCACAUCGUUGUCUUUGACUGCCAGUCACAUCUGUAGGAACAACUUGGGAUGUCUCGCAUUUGUUCAUGCACAUCUGAGGCAAGACACUCUGUCCUUCUGAAGCCCUGAGGCUUCUUUGUGGUCACACACUGGUGCUAAAGAGUAAAAAACCAAUCAGAAACAGCUGAAUGGACAAAGUAAACCACAACAAUAGAAGCUCAAGGUGUUUUUGUGGUUGCUAAUGUAAAAUAUAUGCGGUGAAAACCAUUGUACAUGGAACAAGAGUGGAUUUGGUCCAAGACGGCUGGACUUGGCUAUAAACUGGCAUUCAUAACACCAGUAGAAACUGUUAAUGGUCUAUAUAUGCCAAUCAUUUGUGAGGUUUAGAGUUACCCUGGUCUGUUAGCUCAGAACUGUUAAAGUUACAAAACAGUUACAAAACUGUUGGCUCUCUAUCAGAGGUUUUAAAGUGCUUUACACUAGGGAUGUGCAUUGGUGUGGUUAAAUUCGCUGUUUGACUUUGCUAAGUGAUGUUUAGAGGGUAGGUUUUCACUCAGGAAACAGAUCUAUAAAGAACUGCUCAAUCCAAGACUGUUUGCCUAAUUUUAAGGCUAAUGAGCAUCUGAUUGAUUUUCCAGUUAGCGUCUAAUGAGCAGAUCUCUGGAGGCGGUACUUCAGAUUUGGCCAAUCGGGUCUCAUUACCGUCACCCUGACAGUGCUGGAACGUGCUCGUUUUAGGAACAUCAUAGUUCCCUUGCGGCUGUAUUGUUACACUUUAACUUCUUCACAGAUCACACCAACCAAUCAGUAUCAGUUCUCUAAAUGGUGCUCGAACCCAUGUUAUCUUCUAUACAGCCAUAUUUAACUUUGGCAUAACUGCUUCAGGGCUUUCUGAGUCAUUUGUCGUUUUCAUAUUUCUACAAACUGUUGUUUAUCAGGGUUAAUUAUCCGUGUAUAUAAUCAAAUAAUUUUUACCUGCGUUCGUUGAUUCAGUGAAUUAUUGCGCUAAUUUGAAGAUUGCAAAGAGGCUCUCAGGUGUUUUUUUUGUUGUUGUUUUUUUUAAAGGAGAAUAGGAGUAGCAGGACAGCCUGGAGAACGGGAAAGAAGACGUGGGAGGGGGUGCGGGGGAGCGAGAGAUUAUCUGGAAGAAGAGAGCGAGCGUGUUGGAGAGGGAGAGUGAGCUGGAGAGGCAGAAGCUGGAGGAGGAGAGGAGGAACACUGUGGGACACACGGUGUGGAGGCUGAGGGAGGGAUUCCAGGAGAGGAAGGAUAGAGAGGAGGAUAGACUUAAAGGGACGAGCGCAGAGGGCACGAAAGCAGCGCAGCCGGAGGUGAUCUGGAAAAGACGUGAGGAAGAGGAGGAGAAAGAUAGGGAUAGAGCUCGGCUUGGCGACAGAGGUCCCACAAUCACCUGGAGGAAGAGGGAAAGGGAGUGACAGGAAAAGAUGGGGAUGUGUCAGCUCUAAGCUCUUUCAGAUGUGUGACAGGAUGUGAGGUGGCAGAUUUAGACUUAUGGUACAAAUAAACCUGCAUGUACUCAGACUUCAUGUAAUCUAGGUGCUAGAUAGUGUAUAUUAGGUCCCCUUUUUAUAUAUUGUAUGAAAUUACGUGUUGAAUUUAAGUCUGGCCUAUAGUAAAAUCUGUAUAGUAUCAUAUUAAUAUAUUUAUAUAUAUGAUGCUUAAAACCCAUUAAAAUAAUCAUUAUUAUGCACAGAAUCAAAAACUCGUAUGUUACAUUUCAGUUUUAUUUAUUAAUAAUGUUGAAGGAAAAAUUAAACAUUUAGCUGCUCUUUAGCUUCUGAACUUCAGAUUUAGCUUAAUAUUGUAUGCAAAAUUUAAUUUUCCCCCCCACAAAAAUAAAUAGUUUCAAAAUAAAUUGAUGAUUAACAGACCUCCUAAAGGUCAGUGUACCCCUUGUUGUAGAUCCCUGGUGUACAUUUUUUAACACCUGGACUAAAUUAAGUCUUUAUACCAAACGUUGAGGAUUAUGUUGAUUGGCGCCUGUCUAAUCAUCACUGAGCGCAGCAGUUUGAAUCAUCAUUAAAUGAUCCACAUUCACUGGAUCAGUACUUUUAGCAUUUUCCAUCCUUCUCUUCCCGCUCUCUUCCUCUCUCACUCUAUCGAUCCGUCUGUCUGACGGAAGCCUCCUCUCUCAAAGUCUCAGCUGCAGCUAAUAGGCUUUUUAUGGGAGUCUGUCAGACAAGAGUUAGUAGAGUGGCGCCCAGCACAUGCAAAGAGAAAUGAACAUGCACGUAAACACACUCGCAUGCAUAUAAAACACAAUAGCACUUUCUUUCACACAUCUACCGAGACAGAUUGUGUCUGGAACACUUAUGUAUGACUAUACCAAUAACUUCAUGACAAUCAUACUAUAUUUAGUAAUUCAUAGUGUCCUGAGAAUCUCUAUGCAGACUUAAGAUCUGAUGCAAAACCUACACGCUGUGUAUGACAACAGCAGAAAACUUUAUUACUUUUCUGCAUCUGUCUUUUCGCAUCCUGUUUUUGAUACUUUCCGGACUGAACGGUCAGCACAAAUCUCUCUGGUGCGAUGAUGAAGGAAUCGGUAGAUGCAGAGAAAAAGAGGACUUUAAAAGACAAGGGAAAACAAGUUAUCGAUUGUGAUAGAGUGACGUGGAGAGACAAUUAAGGAUGUUUAGUGGACACUGAGACGGCUGAGACAUCAUGGAGCUCGUCCCCAAAACCAAAUACAUGCCCUUCAGGAGCGACUCCUUCAGCUCAACAGACGAGACGGCGUCCAAUCCCUCUCUCCCUUCUUCUGCUCCUCUCACCCCUCCUGGCAUCCCUCCUUCUCUCUCCUCCUCGUCCCUCACUCCCAUCCUCCCCCCUUCGUCUCCACGGCAGGCUGAAAACAGCCCCACCACCCUCUGCUCCUUUUUCCCCAGGAUGGGAGCCCUGCGGCUGGGUGUGUCUUCCACUCUGCUCCCAGGCCUGAAGGCCUCCAGCAGGCCGGCUAGCGUGCCGGGUGGUCAGGGAGGUUUGGGAGGGUCUCCAGAAGACAUUCGGACCUCCACCGCCAACUCUUCUCCUCCUUCUCCUCUUCCUCUCCUUUCUCUAACAGCCCCAUCUCCUCCUCCUCGUCCCCCACAGGAUAUGAACCGGCUGGGUGGGGCCUCGCGGAGGGCCCGUGUGGAAGGUAGCCAGCUCGGCGGAGAUGAGUGGACGCGGCAUGGAUCCUUCGUCAACAAGCCCACCCGAGGCUGGCUGCACUCGGACAAUGUGGUCAGCACAUCUGGGGUCUCCUACACUGUCAGGUAUAUGGGCUGCGUGGAGGUGCUGCAGUCAAUGAGAGCACUGGACUUCAACACCAGAACUCAGGUUACCAGAGAGGCAAUAUCAGUGGUGUGUGAGGCAGUACCAGGUGCCAAAGGAGCUCAGCGAAGGAGAAAGCCCUCCUCUCGUUGUCUCUCCUCCAUCUUAGGGAAGAGUAAUCUCCAGUUUGCAGGAAUGACAAUCAGCCUCACCGUGUCGACCAGCAGUCUGAACCUACUGGCAAUCGACUGCAAACAGAUUAUUGCCAACCAUCACAUGCAGUCCAUCUCUUUUGCAUCCGGAGGAGAUCCAGACACAGCAGAGUAUGUUGCCUACGUCGCCAAAGACCCUGUCAAUCAGAGAGCAUGUCAUAUCCUGGAAUGCUCAGAGGGCUUGGCUCAGGAGGUCAUCAGCACCAUCGGCCAGGCUUUUGAACUCCGCUUUAAACAGUACCUGAAGAAUCCCCCCAAACUGGUUACCCCUCAUGAUCGGUAUGUGCCUGUUCAAACAACAUGCGUUUACAGUCUGUGCUGA